CUGGAGCUUCACUGCGGCUGAGACUUUCCUCGAUGGCGCGGCGCUGGUGGCGGUUCUCUGCUGCUGCUGCUGCGGCUCCGGCGUCGGGAAACCUCCGGUGAACAAACAACCACCACCCGCCGGGAUCCGAUCGAGCCUCCGACCCUGAGAUAAAGUGGGACUCGAACGGAUGUAAAAAACGGAGCAAAUCUCCUGCUGGGAACAAAGUGUGAGAAAGUAGAGGAGCGUCGCUUUGCCAUGUCGCUGCUGUGCGUCCGAGUGAAGAAAGCGAAGCUCCAAGGACCUCCAGACAAGUUCAACGCCUACGUGACGCUGAAGGUGCAGAAUGUCAAGAGCACCACCAUCACUGUGCGGGGGGACCAGCCCUGCUGGGAACAGGAUUUCAUGUUUGAGAUCAACCGGCUGGAUCUGGGCCUCAUCGUGGAGGUGUGGAACAAAGGCCUCAUCUGGGACACCAUGGUGGGGACCUCCUGGAUUCCUCUGAAGAGCGUCCGGCAUUCAGAGGAGGAGGGCUCAGGAGAGUGGAUUUUCAUGGACGCAGAGGUUCUGAUGAAGGCGGACGAGAUAUACGGCACCAAGAACCCGACUCCUCAUCGAGUCCUGCUGGACACUCGCUUCGAGCUGCCCUUUGACAUCCCAGAUGACGAGGCUCAGUACUGGACGGGCAAGCUGGACCACAUCAACACCCUCCGAAUCCACGACCAGUACCCUCCUCAGGAUGACGUCCAGAGUCGCCCACUGCCGUUCGCCGCCUCCCAGUGCUCUCUAGAAGACCAGGAUAGCGCCGUAGAUGACCGCGACAGCGACUACCGCAGUGAGACGAGCAACAGUCUGCCUCCGCGCUACCACACAACGGCUCAGCCCAACUCCUCCAUGCACCAGUACCCCAUGGGGCCUCGGCUGCCGCACCACCUGGACUCCUGCACAGACUCUGUGCACAGUUUUGACCUGGACUACCGGGAACAGAGAGGAAACAGUCCAGUGGAAAGUAGUCGUUUUGGGUCAUCAGGAAACCUGAGCCAGACCAGCUCCCAGCUCAGUGGCCAGGAGAGCACAGGAGGGUCCGAACUGGAGGAGUCCUUCCAUUCCUUCCACAGCACCGGCUUCCACCCCUCCUCCAAUGGACAGCCACGCACUAACGGACACGCUCCCACCAAUGGACACUCUCCGGCUGGCGAGCAGGAGAUUCACCGGCUGACUCCGGAAUCAGGAAGAAGCCUGAAAAAUGGCACCCCAGUGGAGAGAGUAUCGUCUAAACUCCAGAGGUUCCAUGAUGACGUAGCACCGCUACCGUUUUCCCCGUCUAGAGUUCAUUGGUUGAAGGCCAUCAAUAAAGUCAGGGUUCAGCUCCGGGAGGUUCGAGAUGAAGAAUCCAAUCCGAGACAGGCCUGGGUCAAACCGGGUGGUGGUCCUGGUCUGUAUGGAAUCGACAGCAUGCCAGACCUGCGUAAAAAGAAGCCCAUCCCCUUGGUCAGCGAUGUGUCGCUCGUCCAAGCCAGGAAGGCGGGAAUCACAUCCUCUAUGGCUGCACGCUCCUCGAUCAAGGACGAGGAGCUGAAAACCCAUGUGUACAAGAAGACACUGCAGGCGCUCAUCUACCCCAUAUCUUGCACGACCCCACAUAAAUUUGAAGUGUGGACUGCCACCACCCCGACGUACUGCUAUGAGUGUGAGGGGUUGUUGUGGGGGAUCGCACGCCAAGGCAUGCGUUGCUCCGAGUGCGGUGUCAAAUGCCACGAGAAGUGCCAAGAGCUGCUGAAUGCCGACUGUCUGCAGCGUGCCGCGGAGAAGAGCUCUAAGCACGGAGCUGAGGACAAGACUCAGAAUAUCAUCAUGGCCAUGAAGGACAGGAUGAAGAUCCGGGAGAGGAACAAGCCGGAGAUCUUCGAACUCAUCAGGGAAGUGUUUGUUAUCAGUAAAGCCAUCCACGCACAGCAGAUGAAGACCAUCAAGCAGAGCGUUCUGGACGGGACCUCCAAGUGGUCGGCCAAGAUCACCAUCACAGUUGUUUGUGCACAAGGGCUUCAGGCGAAGGACAAGACGGGAUCCAGCGAUCCGUACGUCACAGUUCAGGUGGGAAAGACCAAGAAAAGAACCAAGACCAUUUAUGGAAACCUCAAUCCUGUCUGGGAGGAGAAGUACCACUUUGAGUGCCACAACUCGUCAGACCGAAUCAAAGUGCGCGUGUGGGACGAGGAUGACGACAUCAAGUCCAGAGUGAAGCAGCGUCUCAAGAGGGAAUCUGAUGAUUUCCUCGGCCAGAGUAUUAUUGAAGUUCGAACGCUGAGCGGAGAAAUGGAUGUCUGGUACAACCUGGAGAAGAGGACGGACAAGUCGGCGGUGUCGGGAGCCAUUCGCCUGCAGAUCAACGUGGAGAUUAAGGGAGAGGAGAAAGUGGCUCCGUACCAUGUGCAGUACACCUGUUUGCAUGAGAACCUGUUCCACCAUUCAAAUGACAUGCUCGGCCAAGGGCAGGUGAAGAUCCCCGACCCUCGCGGAGACGAUUCCUGGAAGAUCUACUUUGACGACGUGGCUCAGGAGGUGGUGGACGAGUUCGCCAUGCGCUACGGGAUCGAGUCCAUCUACCAAGCCAUGACUCACUUUGCCUGUCUGUCAUCCAAGUACAUGUGUCCCGGGGUUCCUGCCGUGAUGAGCACCCUGCUGGCCAAUAUCAAUGCUUUCUACGCCCACACCACCGCCUCCACCAAUGUGUCCGCCUCCGACCGCUUCGCUGCCUCCAAUUUUGGGAAAGAACGCUUUGUCAAGCUCUUGGACCAGUUGCACAACUCACUGCGCAUUGACCUCUCGACCUACAGGAACCACUUCCCUGCCAGCAACAAGGAUCGCCUGCAGGACUUAAAAUCCACCGUGGAUCUUCUAACCAGCAUCACCUUCUUCAGGAUGAAGGUCCAGGAGCUGCAGUCUCCGCCCAGAGCCAGCCAGGUGGUGAGGGACUGUGUCAAGGCCUGUCUCAACUCCACGUUCGACUACAUCUUCAAUAACUGCCACGAGCUGUACAACAGACAGUAUCAACCUGCAGACACGAACAAGGAGGACGUCCCUCUGGAGGAGCAGGGUCCCAGUGUCAAGAACUUGGACUUCUGGCCCAAGCUCAUCAUGCUCAUCGUCUCCAUCAUAGAAGAGGACAGGAACUCCUACACUCCCGUGCUCAACCAGUUCCCUCAAGAGCUGAGUGUCGGGAAGGUAUCAGCAGAGGUCAUGUGGACGCUGUUUGCUCAGGACAUGAAGUAUGCAAUGGAAGAGCACGAGAAGCACCGGCUGUGUAAGAGCACCGACUACAUGAACCUGCACUUCAAGGUCAAGUGGCUCUACAACGAGUACGUCAAGGAGCUGCCGAGCGUCAAGGGCGUGGUCCCCGACUACCCGUCAUGGUUCGUGCAGUUUGUGCUGCAGUGGUUGGCUGAGAACGAGGACGUGUCUGUCGAGUUCAUGCACGGAGCCCUGGAGAGAGACAAGAAAGACGGAUUCCAGCAGACGUCUGAGCACGCUCUGUUCUCCUGCUCCGUCGUGGACAUCUUCACGCAGCUCAACCAGAGUUUUGAGAUCAUCAAGAAGCUGGAAUGUCCCGACCCGAGCGUCAUGGCUCAGUACAGCCGCCGCUUCUCCAAGACAAUUUCCAAAGUUCUCCUGCUGUACAGCGCCAUUCUGACCAAGAACUUCCCUUCUUACAUUGACAAGGAGAAGAUUCCGUGCGUCCUGCUGAAUAAUGUGCAGCAGUUGAGAAUCCAGCUGGAGAAGAUGUUUGAGUCGAUGGGAGCCAAACAGUUGGACCCUGAGGCCAGCGACCUCCUGAACGACCUGCAGGUGAAGCUGAACAACGUGCUGGACGAGCUCAGCAGCACAUUUGGGAACAGCUUCCAGAGCCGAAUCACCGAGUGCAUGCGACAGAUGGCGGCGCUGCUGUACCAGAUCAAGGGGCCGCUCAACGCCAGCACCAAGGUCCAGGUGGAGGGCGACUCUGACAACAUGCUGAGGCCACUCAUGGACUUCCUGGACGGGAGGCUGACCCUUUUCGCCACAGUUUGUGAGAAGACGGUCCUGAAGCGUGUGCUGAAGGAGCUCUGGAGGAUCGUGAUGAGCAGCCUGGAGAAGACGAUUGUCCUUCCUCAGGGCAGCGAUACCUUUGUGAGUCACAUGUUUGCAGCAUUGGUGGAAAUUGCAAAGUUAAAUGCAACAGAAAGUCGUUUCUCAGUUCCUUUGGUUCUCUUCUCUCAGGGAGCGCAGAUCCUCUCGGCGGCCAAAGAGCUCGGUCAGCUCUCCAAACUCAAGGAUCACAUGGCGGGCGAGGCUAAGAGCUUGUCCCCCAGGCAGUGUGCUGUCAUGGACGUGGCGCUGGACACGAUCAAGCAAUACUUCCACGCGGGCGGCAACGGGCUGAAGAAGGCGUUCCUGGAGAAGAGUCCCGAGCUGUCCUCGCUCCGCCACGCGCUGUCGCUCUACACACAGACGACAGACACACUCAUCAAGACCUUCGUCACCUCCCAGCACGCUCAAGGCUCCGGCGUGGACAAGCCCAUCGGCGAGGUGUGUGUCCAGAUCGAGUUGUACACUCAUCCCACCAACGGCGAGCGAAAGGUCACCGUCAAAGUCAUGGGGGCUGCCGAUUUAAAAUGGCAGACGUCCGGCAUGUUCCGGCCCUUCGUGGAGACCAGCCUGAUCGGGCCUCAGCUCAGCGACAAGAAACGCAAGUUCCAGACCAAGUCCAAGAACAACAGCUGGUCCCCGAAGUUCAACGAGACCUUCAACUUUGCUCUGGGUACCCAGGAGGGCUUCGAGUGCUACGAGCUGCAGGUCUGCGUCAAGGACUACUGCUUCGGCCGCGCCGACCGGGUGGUGGGCCUGGCCGUCCUGCAGCUGAGGGACAUCAUGGAGAAGGGCAACUGCGCCUGCUGGUGUCCGCUGGGCCAGCGCAUCCACAUGGACGACACCGGCCUCACCGCCAUGCGCAUCCUGUCGCAGCGCUCCAACGACGACGUGGCCAAGGAGUUCGUGAGGCUGAAGUCGGAAACGCGAUCGGCCGAGGAGGGCAGAUGAGAGGAGGAGGGCGAGAGAGGAAGGAAGGAAGGAGGGACUCACAAUUUCAGAAUAAGAGACCAGGGAGUCAUUUUUCUGUGGACUCUCUCUCACUCACGUGUCUGAGCUGCCGACGCCUAUCGGACAAACACACUUGAACAUUAGUGACGGAGCUCAACCACACGGACACGGGUUCGUUCAACCUUCACACUGACCAGCUGAUCCACCAGGAAGUGACCACUCACCCACCCCCUCCCUCCAACAGCCACAGCCACAAGGGAGCAGAGGACGCCGAACAAGUUCCCCCACCUUCCGAGUGUUGUUGUGCAAUAAUCCCCCCCCCCCC
Platichthys flesus (European flounder) is the source of this 5380-nucleotide messenger RNA. Its product is annotated as protein unc-13 homolog B-like. Lineage: Eukaryota; Metazoa; Chordata; Actinopteri; Pleuronectiformes; Pleuronectidae. Gene Ontology annotation, biological process: synaptic transmission, glutamatergic; dense core granule priming; synaptic vesicle priming. Gene Ontology annotation, cellular component: terminal bouton; plasma membrane; neuromuscular junction. Bases 238 to 5055 code for a protein of 1605 amino acids. The transcript is spliced from 38 exons. Gene Ontology annotation, molecular function: calmodulin binding; syntaxin-1 binding; calcium ion binding. The record is from RefSeq and is a predicted model, not a curated record.